AUGCAGCGUAUUGUGGUGGCCAUACUGCUAAGUCUGAGCGGGUUGGUGCUCGGUGCACCGACGGAGCGACUCACAAGAUCCAGUGACGAGGGAACCGCGUCCAGUUACUUCUACUUUAGCCGGUCCCCGGGCCAUUCGCUCGAGCUAGGGGCACCCGGACUGACCGGAGUCCCGCACCUGCUGACGGAUGCAAAGUUCUUCCCGGUGGUCAAGAGCGUGGAGCUCGAGCUGGAGAGUGACGAGGAGUUGGAACCCGAUGUAAAGGCGAUCCAUGGCCACGAGGAUGACCACGAGGCGUACCGGGUGGUGGAGCAGGAAGAAGAUGAUGGGUCCUCGCACGAUGAGGACCACCACUCGAAGAAGGGUGAAAGCUCCUCGAAGGGCUACGACUCGAAACACGAGCUCGAAAAGGGCAGCAAGGGAAGUUACGAUAAGGAAGGUCACGAGCAUCGGUACGAGAAUGGAGGCGACCGGAAGCACUCGCACCACGACGAGGGAUCCCACUACAAGGAUCACCACGAGGCGGCCAAGCGCACAAAGGGUGGCAAGCACCACGAGAAGAAGCACCACAAGAAGGGCUCGAAGACGACGGGUUACCAUAACGUGUACCACAAGGACGAGUACAAAAAGGAGCACAUCUUCUACGAUACCAGCGACCACACGGGACACUUCAAGAAGUACGGGUCGGCUCACGAGCACCACUCGGACGAGCAGGGCAAGCACGGCCACGGAGGCCACGAGGAUCGGGCCCACCAGGAGAGCAGCCACAAGAACGCGGGUGGCCACGACCGGGGCAAGUACGAUGAACACCACGCGGAGCAUAAGCAUCGGCACGGUCAGGAUCAGUACGAUCGGCACGGAUCGAGCUACGAGCAGAACCACGGCCACCAGGGCGGUGGCGAACGGGGCUAUAAAAUCAUUCACCACUAA
Molecule: messenger RNA, 930 nt
Organism: Anopheles bellator
Lineage: Eukaryota; Metazoa; Arthropoda; Insecta; Diptera; Culicidae
Product: histidine-rich glycoprotein-like
Exons: 1
Coding region: 1-930 (309 amino acids)
Source: RefSeq, a predicted model, not a curated record